AUGAAGGACUCGACCAAGAAGCUAGUGGUGGACUUAGUCCUACUAGGUCUCACCAAUCUAGCCGCUUACUAUGCCAUCCGAGCCAUCCUACAGGGCAAUGAUCCUCAGAGACAAAAGAGGCUGGAUGCGAAAAAGACGAGUGGGGACAAGCUUGCUCGGCUGGGAAAGAAUGUGCAGCUGAAUGAGUACGAGGGUAAGUUGAGCGUGACCCUUACAAUGAAGGUGGUGCAUGUACGCUACAUAACGUCGAGUGCGACUUGGUCCUAUACCUAGAUAUGCGCGUAGGUGUGACUUAGGGACAGGCGUUGUCAGACUCACAAUCGUCCCGUGGCCCGUAUCCAUCGCAGAACAAAUUGCAACAGAGCUCAUUCUACCACAUCAAAUCCAAGAGACUUUCGAUUCGAUUGGCGGGCUGGAGAGCAUCAUCUCAUCGCUGCAAGAGAGCGUUAUUGCGCCCUUGUGCUAUCCGGAGCUCUUUGCGGGAGCGGCGGGAAAGAAUGGUCUGCUUGGAGCUCCAAAGGGUGUUUUGCUCUUUGGUCCUCCCGGAACAGGUGAGUGGCGCUCGAGAUGGCUGGCAGUAUUUUUUGCCAGAACAUCGCUGAUGAUGGUAGACUAUUGGGUUUGUAGGAAAGACGAUGCUGGCCAAGGCCCUUGCAAAGGAGAGCGGCGCGACUUUUAUCAACAUGCACGUCUCUACUUUGACCAACAAGGUGAGCCGCCUUCUGCGCAUUGCAGCGCAAGCAGCGUGCUGAGUCUCACACCUUUUUCCCAUUCAACAGUGGUUUGGCGAGUCGAACAAGCUGGUUGCGGGUCUGUUCUCAUUGGCGCAGAAGUUGCAACCUGCCAUCAUCUUCAUUGACGAGAUCGAUUCCUUCAUGAGAGAAAGGAGUGGGGCUGAUCAUGAAGUCACGGGGAUGAUGAAGGCCGAAUUCAUGACGUGAGUUGGUCCAGUCUGCUCGACGUCCUGCUCACAAUUUGCUCAACAUGAUCCUCUGCUCUGGCGUCUCACCAGAUUGUGGGAUGGCUUGACAUCUUCUUCAGACCGUAUCGUCGUUCUGGGCGCUACGAACAGACCGACAGCCAUCGAUGCUGCCAUUCUUCGACGUAUGCCCAAGCGGUAUCCCGUCAAACUGCCAGAUGCUGUGCAAAGGGGCAAAAUUCUGAAAAUCAUGCUGGCAGGCGUGAACCUCGAUCCCAAAUUCGACAUGUCGGCCGUCAUCAAGCGGACCGAGGGCUUUAGUGGAAGCGAGAUCAAAGAGACCUGCAGGAACGCAGCUAUGCAACCGGUCAGGGAGUACUUGAGAAGCGGAAAGGGCAGGCAAAGCGUAGAGGUCCUAAGGGGCGCUGGAACGGCCGAAGAGAAGGCGGAAUUGGCUGGGAAGCAAUCCAGACCUCAGAGCAGACCUUUGAGAAACAGCGACUUUUUCGUCGUGGGUGAGUCACUUUUGGAAGAUGACGUUUGCUGUUGGCAUCGAGGCUCACGUUCAGACGGGCGCCAUUUCUCGCCUUGCUUGUCAGACGGCUUGAAUACCAACUAUGCCGCUCCCAGCACGAUCGAGCAGGAUCCCAUAGAUAAUUAG
Ceraceosorus bombacis is the source of this 1580-nucleotide messenger RNA. NCBI's taxonomy places the organism in Eukaryota, Fungi, Basidiomycota, Exobasidiomycetes, Ceraceosorales, Ceraceosoraceae. The record is from the annotation of a GenBank genome assembly.